CACGCUUUUCGUCGUUUCGUCGUUCGUCUUUAAAAAGCCGCAAUUAAGAGUUUUGUUUAAGUAAAAGACUUUUUGAAGAAUAAUCUUUUAAUAAUGGAGUGUCUCCUAGGAAUUCAGUGCAAGGACUUUGUCCUCGUUGCGGCUGACAUGACGAACGCCUCGUCCAUCAUGGUUAUGAAAAGCGAUGAAAACAAACUUUACAAGCUGUCGGAUAAACUGGUGAUGGCCGUGUGCGGUGAGAGCGGUGAUGCUAUUCAGUUCUCCGAGUACAUAAGCAAAAAUCUGCAGCUUUACAAAAUGCGCAAUGGUUAUGAGCUGUCACCCAAGGCCUCGGCCAAUUUCACAAGAAAGAACCUUGCCGACUAUCUCAGGUCCAGGACGCCUUAUGCCGUCAAUCUUCUGAUGGCAGGCUGUGACAAUGAAACUGGUCCUGAACUUUAUUUCAUAGAUUAUCUAGCAUCCUCUGUCAAAGUACCUUAUGCUGCUCAUGGCUAUGGUGGAUUUUUUGCACUCAGCAUCAUGGACAGAUACCACAAGUGCAACAUGUCAGUUGAUGAUUGCUAUGAUUUAAUGAAAAAGUGUGUCCGUGAAAUACACAAAAGAUUGAUUGUCAAUCUUCCAAACUUCAAAGUUCAAAAAGUAUCCAAGGAUGGAAUUGAAAAUUUACCUCCAAUAACGGCUCAGGACUUAGCUGUGGAAACCGCUCGAGCUAUUUGAGCGUUUAAGUAAAAAAAAUACUAUUUAAAAAAUUUGUACAUCCUCAUAAAAAUCAACUAUGAUUUAAAAUUGAUGUCUUCAACUUUUGUUAUGCAUAAAUAAUUUUUUAUGAAAUAAAAGAAAAGCACUGUUUUAAAAUUA
Messenger RNA from Copidosoma floridanum, 858 nucleotides. RefSeq names its product proteasome subunit beta type-2. NCBI's taxonomy places the organism in Eukaryota, Metazoa, Arthropoda, Insecta, Hymenoptera, Encyrtidae. Gene Ontology annotation, cellular component: proteasome core complex; cytoplasm; nucleus. The record is from RefSeq and is a predicted model, not a curated record. Gene Ontology annotation, biological process: proteasomal protein catabolic process.